Molecule: messenger RNA, 1824 nt
Organism: Manduca sexta (tobacco hornworm)
Lineage: Eukaryota; Metazoa; Arthropoda; Insecta; Lepidoptera; Sphingidae
Product: fatty-acid amide hydrolase 2
Exons: 11
Coding region: 162-1724 (520 amino acids)
Source: RefSeq, a predicted model, not a curated record
ACAGUUCGUAAUAUAGCCACAGACGCGACGCAUUACGGAGCCCGACGUUACCCGACCGACAAGCGGGGCUUUCGGUCGUGUACUUCGUCAGUCCGGCCUGACUACUCUAGAUAAUAACGCGUGUGAUAAUAUUUUUGUGAUUGAUUAAAUAUAAACAGACAAUGGGUAAGAAACUGAAUAUGUUUAUUUUGUACGUCAAACUAAUUAUGGACUUGGCGAUCGACUUCUUCUAUUCUUUGUACUGGGAUAAAAGAAAGGAAGCGAUACCAGACUUGGAACAGAAACAUGAAAUACUUACUGAAAGCGCCACGGCUUUAGCUAAGAAGAUCAAGAACAAAGAAUUGAAAUCGGAAGACUUGGUCCGGACGCUUAUUGAGAGAAUCAAACAGGUAAACCCCAUUAUUAACGCCAUAGCAGCAGAAAGGUACGAGGCUGCUCUGAAUAAAGCGCGCGAGGUGGACGCACUCAUUGCUAAUGGACUCGAUGAAGACGCUCAGAAGAAACCAUUUCUAGGAGUACCACUAACCACUAAAGAGAGUCAAGCGGUGAAAGGUUUACCUUUGACGAUGGGGCUGUGGUCUCGGCGCAAGGAGGUCGCUACCGAAGACAGUGAAGCCAUCGUGAGACUGAAGAACGCUGGAGCCAUUGUAGUUGCUGCUACCAACUUGCCUGAAUUGCUUGUUUGGCAAGAAACUCGUAACCCGGUGUAUGGCAUGACCCGCAACCCCCACCACACGGGCAGGUCUCCGGGCGGAUCCAGCGGCGCUGAGGCCGCCCUGACAGCCACUUAUGCUACCACCAUCAGUUUAUGUUCGGAUAUCGGAGGUUCGACACGGAUGCCUGCCUUUUACUGCGGCAUGUUUGGACAUCAUCCUACACCUGGAACUACUAAUUUUAGAGGAGUAUUUUUUCGUAAAGGUGAUGAAGAGUCUAUGUUAGCCCUCGGCUUCAUAUCCAAACACACUGAAGACUUAAUCCCACUGACGAAAAUAAUAGCCGGUGAUAAGGCUCAGCUUCUGAAACUCGACCGAAGUGUAGACAUGAAAGAUAUUAAGUUUUAUUACUUGGAGUCCAGCAAAGAUGUGAUGGUCAGCUCUGUGAGAUCCGAAAUAAAAAAAGCUAUGCAAAGAGUGGUUUCGAAAAUAACAGAAGACGUGAGUUCAAGCAGCAACGUCCCCCAACCAUACUACCACGAGGGCUUCAACUACAUGUACAUAUUAUGGAAGUAUUGGAUGUCUAAGGAACCUGACAAUACAGCCCAGCUCUACACCAAUAAUAACGGAGAAGCCAAUGGCAUCAUCGAACUUGUUAAGAAACUGUUUGGCCUCAGUAGCCACUACAUCUUCAGCAUCUUCCGACUGAUUGAGGAGCAGUACUUGCCCAAGGUGAACUCCGCUUGGGCCGAGAAAGUAACCGCUGAUCUCAAACAAGACUUAUUUAGCAAGCUGGGCGACAACGGCGUGUUGUUGAUGCCGAGCGCGCCGCAGGUGGCGCCCUACCACUACUCCAGCUUGCUGCGACCCUUCAACUUCUCGUACUUCGCUAUUGUUAAUACGCUCAUGUGCCCCGCUACUCAGGUACCACUAGGCAAGAACAGCGAAGGCCUGCCCUUGGGGAUACAGGUGGUAGCCGCCCCCCACAACGACGCCCUCUGUCUCACAGUUGCUAAGUACUUGGAGAAACAAUUCGGAGGAGCCGUCAUGGCAUGUGAACUUAAAAAAUAAAGAUAAAUAAUUACUUACUUAAUGGUAUAAGUAACCUAUUUUUGUACUCAUUUUGAUACAAUAACUUAUAUUUGUUAAUUUAAUAAACAUUUAUAACAAU